Molecule: messenger RNA, 3549 nt
Organism: Prunus persica (peach)
Lineage: Eukaryota; Viridiplantae; Streptophyta; Magnoliopsida; Rosales; Rosaceae
Exons: 2
Coding region: 556-834 (92 amino acids)
Source: RefSeq, a predicted model, not a curated record
ACAUAUAUAAACCGCGUUUCUAGUCUCUUACAUAAACAACAGACCCAAUGCAAAAUGGCAAAGACUGAUUUAUAAGUUAUCAUGCAUUGAUUGAGGUUGUAGUGAUUGAUGUAAUGUGCUAGCUUAUGACAUACAAUUAAAACCAUUUAAUUAUUUUGACUUUUAUUAGAGAAAUAUCAAGACACUACUUUCCGCAUUAAUCACAGAUUAAUGCAUAUGAAAAACUCAUUCAUCACACACCAACCAAAAAACAAAAUAAAAUAAAAUAAAAAAUCUACAUACAUGUCAAAUUGUAAUUAACAAAAAAAUAAAAACUCUUACUUUGAGGAAGGAGGCAAGUGUUUUCCGUAAGGAAAAUAUCAUGACAGAUUAAAGUAAAAUGGCUCAGAUGCAGUGAUUGACUCUCCAACAGUACAGUAGAAGUUAGAAGAAGUGGUCAAAUUUAAGACGCAUUCAAAUUCCAAUCAAAUCAAAAUUACCAGAGAAAAUCAAACUCACCCCAAUCGACAACGAGAGAAACAAAGACAAGCAAAAACAGAGAGACGAACAGAAAAAAUGGUGUUCAACAGCCUGAUGGUGGUGUCAGUGGCGCACACGUCAACGGAGAUGUGGCAAUAUUUGGCAUGUUUACCUGAGCGUCUGAGCAGCCAUCAGCUGUUAGAUCUUGUCUUCUGCUUCCCUCUGCAGCAGUUGGGUCGUCUCGCUCUCUGCCUCUGGACCUUCCUCUGCGUCCCUCCUCCGGACUCUUACUACUCCUACUCCUACUCUGACUCUGAUGCCUCCUCCUCCACCGUUGUUUACAAUGAUUAUUACUACGACUCCCAUUCUGAUUGAUCCCAUUCUGCUGCUUCGCUCCCCUUAACCUCCACGCGCGCCCUGUACAACACAGAGAAUGCCUUAUGAAGCAACUCUUGAUUGCUCUAUUAACCGUGUUUCCAAGAGCCAAGAAUAACGAACUCAAAAAUAGAGGACAUCCACACUGGAAUUCUGCAUUGGGAAAGUGUACGAAGAGUUGCGACAUUUAAGAAAGAAAGAGUUGAUUGUAAUGUCUCAGAUAGAUUCAAAUAGUGAUACUAGUCCUAGUCAAAUUUCUAGCUUGGGAAUAGGAAUAUUGAAAGAAUGCAUGUUUCAUAGAUUUAUUUCACACUAUUUUUUAUCAUUUAACCAAAAGGCACCAUAUGCUCACUUGCAAUGAGGGUCCUAAAGAGUCGAACCAAAUAGGUUUUACUUGCUUAAUCUAGUCAUAUGAGUAUUUGAUCUGGCAAACCAACUGAAUACAGCUUUGCUUGAUAUUCCUUUUUCCUGCUGAUGAAAUAUCUUCACAUUAAGGUUAUUUGAAUGCAAGAAAUCUAACCACAUUUCUGCUGACAAUGUUGUAAUUUACAUAAAUUGGAAUGGAUAGAACCCUUAGAGUUCCCAUCAGGAUGACUACUUCUUUUAUUGGUUUCCUGAUGGAGAGUGGGCAGUAUGCCAGGUUGUUAGAAAAUAUUUGGUCUUCAAAUUCAUCUUGGGCAAUAUGUGGAUCUUUUGGCUGGUGUGGGAAAUUAUAGAAUAUUUCAUAAUUGUUUGACCACAGCAUAGUUUUAGCCUACUCGUGUGAGAGAGUGGUGCAUAGCUUGUUCCUAGUUUGAAUCAGUUAUAUGUUCGACAAAUAUAUCUGGUUUAAGGUGCAUUUGCAACAUGCUCUUGAGUCUUAGCAGAGGUGCUUCUCUUUGCCAUUUUUUUAAUGCGUUCUGCCAUUGCUGAAGAGCACACUUGACAGUGUUAGGGUGCCAAGACUCACACAAGUGUCCAUAUUAUGAUGUCUCAGAUAUGCAAUGUCAAAUUUCAAGGUCCGGUAAUGAUUGUGAAGGUAGAUUGGUAGGAAGUAUGUGUGCUUCAGCUGGAAAUUGGCCUUUGGUUUGGUAAUCUGUAACCAUAGUGAUGAUGCUCACUGCACAGGAAGUAUGUUUCUGUAUGUUGGUUAGACGUUUUCAGGAGUUGUUUUGGGUGAGUUGAAAGCACUAACUCGACUGGGUCUGAAAAUUGGUGAUUAUUAUCUUGAAAAAGGUCUUUGGCAAAUUUAAAAGUGAAAUGAUUAAGAUGUUGUUUGAUUUACCAUAUCAUUAAACUUCACUACCCUGUGCAGUGUCAGUUUUUCUCCGUAUGAUAGAUACCCUUUGAGUAACAAACAAGCCGGUGGUUCCUUCAUUAGUACUCCAUUUAAUGGGGCGAUAGCGGCUGCACUGUCUACUUUGAUCAUGCUUCUGUUAAUAGACUUCUAAUCUCCUGGAUAAGGAUUCAAAUUGAUUACAGCAUUACCCAAAAGAUAGAGCUAAACAUUAGUUACAUGCAGCGUGAGGUCGUGCAGGGAUAUUUUAAGUUCAAUUUCCUGGGGUCGUUUAAGUUCCUAUUUGAAGGGCAUGGUGAAAUUUUUGGUGAUUGUGAAACAGUAAAAGAAUGGAGAACUCAGUUCUGGAGGCUGGAAGGAUGUCAUAGCCCAAACUGUAGUUGUUAUUUCUUAUGCGUGUGAGUUAAAAACAAGAUUAUUAUAGGCCUCAACGGCCACUGACAUGCAUAUUUCAACUUGUACGCUUGCAAUGCAACUGGCUCAUCCUUUUUCUUGCAAAAACAUGUCCAAGCCAACAUGGGUGGGUGUGUGGCAAUCAUAUCAAGCUAUUUGAAUGCAAGAAGAAACCAGAUGCUUUCCAGUUUCCAUGCCAUUAGCUACAGGAGGCUGUUUAUCUUUAUCACGUGAGAUACGGUGAGAGUCCAUACAUUUUAUUCAUUAGAGGAUCUGGAACAUGAUUGGUGGUUGAGAGAGAGAGAGAGAGAGAGAGAGAGAGAGAGAGAGAGAGCAUAAAAAGGGAAAUGAGAGAGAGCGAGCUGGCAUCAUACACCAAUCACGGUGUAUAUGUUCUUCCAAUGCAUGUGGGGUCUUGACCUUUGAUUUUUCUUUUCUCCUGUCCAUUAUUAAGGUAGGUCGUCUUUGGUGCUCAUUUAGCAAGCAAAGCUACAUUUUCAUAGCACAAUGAUGAAGGGGGAAAAGGGAAGAAAAGCAAAGCUUUUACUGCAAUGGCCCCAAUCUUGAGACUUAUCAAAAUAUUCAAUACCCCAUUAGAAAGAAGAGGCAAUUGUAUAUACCCUGUUUUUUCUUUGUUUGUAGACAUAAGACAUGGACUGAUAAUGGUCUUUUUCCUCCCCAACUUUCUAGCUUUUUCACUCCUUCCUGUUGGGGUUGAGUUUUGCUGGCUUCUCUCCUUCCUGUUGCCAGACCAGAAAUGGUCAAGCCUAAAAUAAUAGCCGUCAUGUUUGGUUCAUACUAUUGCAAAUAUAUUUUGCCUUUAUGAAUACUUGGUAUUUGCCUAUUAUUUUUUAAUUGUCAUCUUUAAAUGAUGAAACAAGACCUGCUCUAAUCUAAUGCAUGGACUCAGAAAUAAAACCAUGUAUGUCCGAAUUAUUAUACAACCAAACUUCACAUGUCCAUGGACUUUUGUGUCUCAACUAGUCCCACUAUUGUCUUUUCUUUUAUAAAUAAAAAAAACCCUCUUCUUUGGUCAACUAGCCAAA